This is a messenger RNA of Musa acuminata subsp. malaccensis (wild Malaysian banana), 1822 nucleotides long. The record is from RefSeq and is a predicted model, not a curated record. Lineage: Eukaryota; Viridiplantae; Streptophyta; Magnoliopsida; Zingiberales; Musaceae.
GGAAAAAUUGUAUAGUGCUGUAAAGGAAGAUGUCUGCUUCCAGUGGAGUUGUAUCAGGCUCUUUUCAUCAGACCCUUGGGAUCAAGGGUUCUAGCUUAUAUCUUAAGCACCAUGUGGCAAACAGAUAUCCGGAUAAUACUAGGUUCAACAAUAGGAGAUCUUGCAAGGCUUUUAGUGUCCAAGGAAGCCUAGUUACUGGAAGACCAUCUUCAUCUGUAUCUGUCUCCGAUGCUGAGAUGGGAGGAAGCAUAGACACUUUAAAGGACUACUCACUGAAAGUAGCAGAUCCUGAGCUCCAUGCUCUCAUUGAAAAAGAGAAGCAGCGUCAAUUCAACUGCUUAGAGCUCAUAGCUUCUGAAAACUUUACAUCUCGGGCUGUGAUGGAAGCAUCUGGUUCCUGUCUAACAAACAAGUAUUCAGAAGGUUUACCUGGUAAAAGAUACUAUGGAGGUAAUGAGUAUAUUGAUCAGGUUGAGACACUUUGUCAACAAAGAGCUCUUGAAGCAUUUCACUUAGAUAAACAUAAGUGGGGUGUAAAUGUGCAACCACUUUCUGGAUCUCCUGCUAAUUUUGAAGUUUAUACUGCUCUUCUUAGCCCUCAUGACCGAAUAAUGGGGCUAGACCUUCCUCAUGGAGGCCACCUAUCUCAUGGUUUUAUGACACCUAAAAGACGAGUUUCAGGCACCUCUAUAUUUUUUGAAUCUAUGCCUUACCGGCUUGAUGAAUCCACAGGCUUUGUGGAUUAUGAUAUGCUUGAGAAAACAGCACUUCUCUUCCGACCAAAGCUCAUAAUUGCUGGUGCAAGUGCAUACCCUAGAGACUUUGAUUACCCUUGCAUGAGGAAGAUAGCAGAUGCUGUUGGUGCAUUUCUUAUGAUGGACAUGGCUCACAUCAGUGGACUUGUUGCUGCUGAAGUAGCUGCUGAUCCCUUUGAGUAUUGUGAUGUGGUUACCACCACCACACACAAGUCCUUGCGAGGUCCUCGAGGUGGCAUGAUCUUUUACAAGAAGGAUCUGGUUUUAGGUGUUGAUCUAGAAUCUGCUAUAAGUAAUGCUGUAUUUCCAGGCUUGCAGGGUGGCCCUCAUAACCAUACAAUUGCUGCUCUUGCUGUGUGUUUAAAGCAUGCUCAAUCACCUGAGUUUAAGGCUUAUCAGUCUCAGGUUAUAUCUAAUUGCAAAACUCUUGCCACCCGACUGGUGGAACUGGGUUACAAGCUGGUUUCUGGAGGAACCGAUAACCACCUUGUUCUGGUGGAUUUGCGACCACAGGGCAUCGAUGGAGCUCGGGUUGAGAAAAUCCUGGACAUCAGUUCAAUCACACUCAACAAGAACUCCGUGCCAGGUGAUAAAAGUGCUAUGGUCCCGGGGGGUAUCCGCAUCGGAACACCUGCAAUGACUACCAGAGGCCUCAAGGAGAAGGAUUUCGAGGCUGUAGCAGACUUCAUCCAUGAGGGGGUCCAAAUUGCGCUGAAAGCCAAGGCGUGCAUGAAGGGAACGAAGCUCAAAGACUUCUUCGACUAUGUGGAAUCUCCGGAUUUCUCCCUCAAGGAAUCUGUAUCAGAACUCAAGAAAAAGGUUGAAGCUCUCACAAACCAGUUUCCCAUGCCUGGAGUAUAAAAAUUGGCCUUCGGAUCUGACCAUCAUAUCAGAAUGCCUAGUCACCUUACAAUGAGGUGUAGACCUUAUUGGAAAAAGAGUUUUCGUAAAUGUAAUCUGAAAUUUGGAGAAUAAAAUAAAGCAAACAUUGUUACAUUAUUAUUCCCCCAAAAAUUAAAUAUGUAAUUGCGGGGAGUCGUAUGGAAAAGAAUUGUGGUCUUUUUUUU